UAGUGAAGUUCCAGUCUGAGAGUCUCUGUCUGACGGUCAUCAUGUUCAGCCUAAACCAAGCACCUCUGCUCUGUGUUCAACUAUUAGUUAUGGGCCAAGUCUUUGCAGUGAUUGAUCAAGUUGACCACAUGCUGUACAGAGGAGACUCCGUCAGCCUGGAUUGCAACAUAUCCAAAGAAAAUACAACACAAAUCAACUGGACUAAAGACAGAUUUUUGUUUGCUUAUUUAGUCUCAACAAAUCUGACUUUUUCAAAUUUCACCUCUCCCAGACUGAGAAUAGACCAAAACUUUCCUUCAGUGCUGAAUGUUUCUGAUGCUCAGCAUGAAGAUGCAGGACUCUAUACAUGUGAUGUUGUAACUAAAAUUGAUGGCUCAAGGACUACUCAGUGGAAUUUAACAGUGUCAGAGAAACCUGGAGAAGUCAGUUCUUCGUGGUAUUUUCCAUACAUACUCGCAGCUGUAAUUGGAUUACUUCUUUGUUGCAUCGCUCCAGCUGUCUGCCUCUGCAGAAAACUUAGAGCCAGGACGCCAGAGCAGAACCUCGAGUCUGGUGGAGAGGUGGUGGUUCCUCAGGGGAGCAGAGAGAGAAGGACGAAUAACAAGCAGAGGAGUCAGUACAUGGAGAGAGUCAACUCAAUCUAUGACGUCUACUGAGCUGACAAACCAUUCAGAUGAAAGAAAGAAACAUGGACAGAGUCUACAAGAGACAGCUCACGUUUCACGGGCAUUACAUUUUUUUAUUUAUUUCAAACCAGGAGUUUCCAGGGAAGGCAGUCAGGAGGACGACAACCGGGUCACUAAUGCCUUCAACUUAUUUAUCAUUAACACGUUAAAACCAGCGCCUCACUUUGUUUUUUAUCUUAUAUUUUAUAUUUAUGAAACUCUGUGUAUAUUAAUAUGUCCUUAUGUAUAUGAUGUGUAUUAUUAGUAUGCUGUGCUGAAUGUUCUCACACAUGUGUUGCACUUUGCACUUCAUAUAUGACCUCAUAUGUUGAACAUGUGAGAGACGUUUCUGUAUUUAGGUGUCAGUGCCCCCUGGUGUUCUGUGAGGGAAUGACAUGGCUUAUUUUCAAACUGUAAUAAAUUACAUUUUUAGAGAUUACACUUGUGCCCUGUGAUGAACUGUGAUGACCUGUUCUCUCGCUCAAAGUCAGCUAAUGGAUGGAUGGAGAUUACAGUGGAGUGCAGUUUUAUUUUCAGUUAUUCCAGAGGAGAACAUCCGUGAGUGUGUGUUGCUUUGUUGUUUUACUCAGUGAUCAUGAGACACAGACAAGAUGUGUCGCCUAAUCAUGCUGCCACACAAAAACAGAAGAAGAUAAGACGGUUAAAGUUACUUCACUGUGUAAUCUAAGAGGCCACUUUAUAAAUAUAAGACAACAGAUUUUGUUCUUGUACUAUUGAACUAUUCUAAAAUAAAAGCUGUUGACUCUUCAGGGGAAACAAGCAACAAGGCCUGCUGGUUACACUUUCUAUGCAGGCCACAGGUAUAGUGCCUUAUGAGGGCAUUCAUAACAAAUACUGUUUUCUGAUGCACUGUAUCAACAGUCAUGAAACAUUAAAGUUGUGACUUACAAUAAAUUAUAACCUCAAGUGUCAUCUGCAUGCUCUUGACUAAUUAUAAACGAGAGGUUUACCACAUUAUGACUUCCUACAAUCACCCACACACACUCACUCAUAGUUUCAGAGCUCAUAGUGUGCUAUAACAGUCCAUGCAGUGUCAUAAGUUAUCCUUGUCUGUGUUAGGUAAAGUGAAGAACACUCUGGGCUGCAUGUCUGCAUGAAAGGUGCUAUAUGAAUAAAUACAGUUAGAGUGCUGGGAGAGAGUAUUGAUGCAUGCUUCAUCAUAACGUGUCAUUGUUAGUCACAUCUUUUUCAAAAUGUGUGUGUGCAGGGGCAUUACAUUGAUUUACAUUAUUUAAAUAUGUUUGUUGUUUUAUUUAAUUAUGUUGUUUUUUAAAAUAUGUUCACUGAGGCUUUAGUGCCCCCUGGUGUUCUGUGAGGGAAUGA
Molecule: messenger RNA, 2009 nt
Organism: Larimichthys crocea (large yellow croaker)
Lineage: Eukaryota; Metazoa; Chordata; Actinopteri; Sciaenidae
Exons: 5
Coding region: 42-656 (204 amino acids)
Source: RefSeq, a predicted model, not a curated record